Enterobius vermicularis (human pinworm) is the source of this 420-nucleotide messenger RNA. Lineage: Eukaryota; Metazoa; Nematoda; Chromadorea; Rhabditida; Oxyuridae. The record is from the annotation of a GenBank genome assembly.
AUGUCUGGUCAACAAAUUGACAGUGUGCCCCAGCAACAGAAUCCGCCAGCAAAUGGUGAGAGUACUGUCAAUGUUGGACGUGAAACUAAUGCAGCUACGAUAACAGUAGCCGAAUCUGUUGUUAGAUUUAUCGCUAGCCAAGAAUCGGCAGAUUCAUCGUCGCAUGAAGUUCAACAAACGAGUGGUGUUGAAGAUAAUUAUGGGGAUCAUGAUGGUUCACCAAAUAUGGGUAACGUUACGGAAAUUUCUUUAAUAAGAGUUCUCCCUGAAGAAAGUUAUUCGGGCGAAACUAACAGUAUGUUAACGGCAGGAGCUGCAUACACCGUUGGAGGUUCGACGCGAGAUCUUACGGAGCAGUUUCUGGCUGCUGAACAAACUGCACAGGAGUUGGUUGCAAAUGCAAUGAAUGACCUGUUUUGA